Vigna angularis (adzuki bean) is the source of this 1807-nucleotide messenger RNA. RefSeq names its product protein NRT1/ PTR FAMILY 2.6. Gene Ontology annotation, biological process: transmembrane transport. Gene Ontology annotation, molecular function: transmembrane transporter activity. The transcript is spliced from 4 exons. Lineage: Eukaryota; Viridiplantae; Streptophyta; Magnoliopsida; Fabales; Fabaceae. The record is from RefSeq and is a predicted model, not a curated record. Gene Ontology annotation, cellular component: plasma membrane. Bases 87 to 1682 code for a protein of 531 amino acids.
CGGACCAGAUGGGUUUUGUGGUUUGAUUCUGAAGUGGAAGUGAAAGAACGUGUGACAGUAAAACAAGUGGCGGAGAAACAGAGAAGAUGAACAGUGACAGCAGCAGAGGUGGUUGGAGAAGUUUUCCCUUCAUAAUUGGUUCAACGGCAGGUAUGUCACUCGGUGGUGCAGGUAUAAUUGGAAACUUGAUCGUGUAUCUGAUACGUGAGUUCAAUGUAAAGAGCAUCAAUGCUGCACAGGUUGGAAACGUGGCAAAUGGAAGCUCCAGUUUAUUUCCCAUUGUUGCAGCUAUCAUGGCUGAUUCUUUCUUUGGACCUUUCUCUGUUGCCUUGCUUUCUUCCUUUCUUUCUUUCCUGGGCACUGUUAUUUUUGUCUUGACAACAAUUAUUGGUUCAUUGAAACCUAAACCCUGUAACAAUGGAUCAAAGGCAUGCAACCCCCCUUCAAAGUUUCAAUAUGCAAUCUUAUACGGAGGCAUAGCGCUGUGUGCACUUGGUUUUGGAGGUGCACGCUUCACAACAGCAUCAUUAGGAGCAAAUCAAUUUAAUGAGGCAAAGCAUCACGACACAUUCUUUAACUGGUUUUUUCUGACUUGGUACGUUGCUUCUGUUGUAUCCUUCACUGCCAUUUUUUACAUCCAAGAUAAUGUCAGCUGGGCUUGGGGUUUCGGCAUUUGUAGUGUGGCCACCUUCAUCGGCCUAAUCAUUCUCUUACUCGGUUACCGAUUUUAUCGUCUUCAUAAACCUCAAGGAAGCGCCUUCUUGGAUCUUGCUCGUGUUCUUGUUGCAUCUAUCCGUAAAUGGAAAUCUCAGCUUUCUUCCACACCAAAGGAUUACUAUAUCGCCAAGGAUGAGACACUUCCAAUACAACCUGCUACAACUCCUGGAAAAAGAUUAAGAUUCUUCAAUCGUGCAGCUCUGAUAACUGAUGGAGACCUUCAAUCAGAUGGUUCAAUCGGUAAACCAUGGAGACUGUGCACAGUCCAGCAAGUGGAAAAUUUCAAAGCUAUAAUUGGGAUCUUGCCACUAUGGAGUUCAAGCAUAUUCCUAUCAGUUCCAAUAGGGAUUCAAGGAAGCAUGACAGUUCUUCAAGCUCUAGCCACAGAUCGUCAAAUAGGACAGCACUUCAAUUUUCCAGCAGGUUCCAUUAGUGUUAUACCCUUAAUUUCCACAUCGAUUUUCCUCACUUUUCUUGAUAGGGUGGUUUGGCCUGCAUGGAACAAGUUCAAUGGUAAAUCUCCGACCACUCUCCAAAGAAUCGGAACAGGUCAUGUGUUGAAUGUGCUUGGAAUGGCUGUUUCUGCUCUUGUUGAAUCAAAGAGGCUGAAGAUGAUUCAUUCCAACCCUUCAAUCACAAUGUCUGUACUCUGGUUGCUUCCAGCUCUGGUGAUAGUUGGCAUUGGAGAAUCCUUUCAUUUUCCUGCACAAGUUGCAUUCUACUACCAGCAACUUCCUCAGUCACUCAGAAGCACAUCGACUGCUAUGAUUUCAAUGAUUAUAGGAAUAUCUUUUUAUCUGAGCACAGCCUUGAUCGAUCAAGUGCAGAAGAGUACUGAUUGGCUACCUGAUAACAUAAAUGAAGGGAAAUUAGAUCAUUUUUACUGGAUGAUGGUUUUCAUAGGAGGCAUCAACUUUCUGUAUUACUUGCUGUGUUCAACUUUAUACAAGCACACAAAAAUGUAAGAGGAGAAUAACGAGGUUGGAUUGUAAUAAGUAAUACAGUUCGCUCACUAGUUUUGUUUUUGAAACAAUCUAACAUUAAUGUUUCUUACUUGUUAAGGAUAUUAGAAAGGAAAAUAUCUUUUUAA